Messenger RNA from Syngnathoides biaculeatus (alligator pipefish), 846 nucleotides. RefSeq names its product ribosomal protein L13 (gene rpl13). The record is from RefSeq and is a predicted model, not a curated record. Gene Ontology annotation, molecular function: RNA binding; structural constituent of ribosome. Gene Ontology annotation, biological process: translation. The transcript has 6 exons. Gene Ontology annotation, cellular component: ribosome; cytosolic large ribosomal subunit. Bases 156 to 791 code for a protein of 211 amino acids. Lineage: Eukaryota; Metazoa; Chordata; Actinopteri; Syngnathiformes; Syngnathidae.
GCCAUUUCCCCCCCAAGUAGGUAUGUAAAACAAAUCCUCCACGGAGUUCAGUUUAAUCUCGUUCAAUCCAUCACAUAGACGAAACGUUUCAAAGUCGAAGUUGUUCCAUUUAGCAGCACAUUUAGUUGCCUUUGAAUUUAGGGAAGUCGGCAGCCAUGGCCCCCAGCCGGAAUGGAAUGAUCCUAAACCCCCACUUCCAUAAAGACUGGCAGAAAAGAGUCCGCACUUGGUUCAACCAGCCAGCCAGGAAGCUACGCAGGCGGAAGGCUCGCCAAGCGAAGGCACGUCGCAUCGCACCCCGUCCUGCUGCCGGGUUUCUGAGACCACAGGUCAGGUGUCCCACCAUCAGAUACCACACUAAGGUCCGGGCGGGACGAGGUUUCACCCUGGAGGAACUCAAGGCCGCAGGCUUCCACAAGAAGACGGCCCGCACCAUCGGAAUCUCUGUGGAUCCCCGUCGCCGUAACAGGUCUACAGAAUCUCUUCAGGCCAACGUGCAGCGCCUCAAGGAGUACCGCUCCAAGCUCAUCAUCUUCCCCUAUAAGGCUUCUGCUCCUAAGAAGGGAGACAGCACUGAGGAGGAGCGGAAGAUGGCCACCCAGCUCAGAGGACCAAUCAUGCCCAUCAAAACUGUACACAAGAAGGAGAAGGCCCGAGUUAUCACCGAAGAGGAGAAGAAGUUCAAGGCUUUCGCUACCCUGCGCAUGGCGCGCGCUCACGCUCGUCUCUUCGGUAUCCGUGCCAAGAGAGCUAAAGAGGCUGCUGAGCAGGAUGUGGAAAAGAAAAAGUAAAUGUAAUUACUUUCGAACGCUGCAAAAUAAAACGUUUAAAAAAGUUAAAACUUGA